GCAAGUUGACCCGUGUAUUGCGUACGCUGUCCAUGCACACUGUAUCAACACUGCGUUUGUGUGAGGGGCUAAUGAGAUAGUGGCAAGGAAGAGACUGCAGCUGACUGAAGAACGUAGAUAAUUCCCACCAAGAAACCACAGAAAUAUGACUGACAUCACUCUUUAUUAUUCGCAGAAGUCUUUCUACUGUCACAGAAUUCGAAUUGGUCUCGAAGAGAAGGGACUAUCUUACGAUGAACGACGCAUAAACCUCGGCAAUCUGGAAAACUACUCGCCCUCAUUUCUACAAGUCAACCCAGAUGGCCAAGUCCCUACGUUAAAGCAUGGAGAUAAAAUAGUUACCGAAUCAGAGAAGAUCUUGCGUUACCUUGACAACGCAUUUCCAGACACAACCAAAUUGUUUCCGGACCCGUCGUCCGAAGAAGGCGAACAGUGCGAGUACUAUAUCAGCUUGGCAAACAAAGUGGACCUCGACACAUUAUCACUAGGUGUACCAGUACAUGCAGAUUUUGAGAAAUGUGAAAUCAAAUCGGAUUAUCCUACGUCAGCAUUUCGUCAUCUUAUUCGAGUAUUUCGCAGUAAUGGCCCCGAGAUGUGUGAAAAACUAGCUGAAGAGAAUCCGCAAAUGAAAGAAGUUUACAUGAAACACAAAGACUGGCUUAGCAACUUGAACGAUGAAGUGAACGAGGUGACGUUUGGGACAGCAGUUGCAUUAUGCGAUGACGUUAUAUCUAAGCUGGAGAUUGAACUCGAAAGAAGAAAAGUCGAAUUAUCCGAUAAUGAUGGUGAAAUCUGGUUGUGCGGGGAAAAAUUCACUGCUGCCGAUAUCUAUUGGUCUACCACCCUCAAUGGACUCUACGAUUUGGGCCUUGAGACGCGUUAUUGGGCGGAGGGAAAACGUCCCCAGGUGGCAGCGUAUUUCGAGAGAGCGCGUAACCACAAAGCAUUCUUGGAAACGACACCAAACAUGCGGGAGGCAGCGACGACAAAGGACGUGAAACUUGACGUGAACAAUAAGUCAACUGAUGGCGGUACUCAAUGUUGUCCGUUUAUCUGUGUCAUCAUAUAACUCUUAGAUUAGAUUAGAUUAUGAUAGUAUAGAUUAUAUGACAUUAUAUGUAAUUAGAUUCGAUGCCGAGAUUAUAUUAAGUUAGACUCUAUUAGGAAUAGAAAAGAACUUGUCGAUAUCGUAAUUAGAAAUUUCAUGACGCAAUGUUAUUAUUGUACCAUUGUAAAAAUAAAAUUUAAAGCCCAUUAUCAAUCACAAGUUUUGAAUGUUCAAAAAGUAGUUAUUUAGUAACGCAACUAAAAAUAAGGUUACAUAAUAUACAUUUUGUUUUUAACCAAUAUUGUGAAACAGUACUGUACAUGGUUACGUGGUGGUGAUUAAAAUUAUGAAAAUCCA
Molecule: messenger RNA, 1405 nt
Organism: Saccoglossus kowalevskii
Lineage: Eukaryota; Metazoa; Hemichordata; Enteropneusta; Harrimaniidae
Product: ganglioside-induced differentiation-associated protein 1-like
Biological process (GO): mitochondrial fusion; mitochondrial fission
Cellular component (GO): mitochondrial outer membrane
Source: RefSeq, a predicted model, not a curated record